Molecule: messenger RNA, 2262 nt
Organism: Cavia porcellus (domestic guinea pig)
Lineage: Eukaryota; Metazoa; Chordata; Mammalia; Rodentia; Caviidae
Gene: Smim33
Product: small integral membrane protein 33
Exons: 2
Coding region: 337-738 (133 amino acids)
Source: RefSeq, a predicted model, not a curated record
GGAGUGGGAGGGUCAGCUGGUCCUGCCAGGGGCUGCUGGGGGAGCUGGUGGAGGAGGAAGCAUGGGCAUACAGCCGGCUCCUGCUGCUGGCAGGCAGAGCCGGAGGAAGUGCCAAGGAGGAAGAUCAAGGUGUUAUCAGAGCUCAGGGCUGGCCCUGGGGAGCCCAGAUGUUCCCGGAAGUGCAGGCACGGGAAAGCGGUGAGCCUGUGUGCAGAGGGUGUGUGCCCUGGAGCCCCGCAGACGUGGCAGCUCCUGGUAGGGGCUGAGCUGGGGCAGCCAGUUCUUCUUUGCCCGCUGUCACCCUACAAUCUCCGGGGAGCCCUGUACCAGUCCCAGAUGAUGCACCAGGCUGGCCACUACCCUCCACCUCCUCUGGCUACAAACAGCUCAGCUGGGCAGGAGCCCCAGAGGCAGCUCCUGGAGAUGCUGGGUGGGGCCGGGGAACCCCCUCGAGAGGAUGGGCUGCCGCUGCUCACCAUCAUCAUUGCCAUCUUUGUCCUGCUGGCAGUGUGUAUCGUGGUGGUGGUACACUUUGGACCAAGACUCCACCAAGGCCAUGCCACUUUCCCUACAGAGCCACGAGCCCCAAAGCCAGAGGAUGGCGUCUGCCUCACUCACUGGAGGCUGCUGGAUGCCCAGGACAGUCCCAAAGAGGCCCAGCAAGGAGUUCCUGUCCUUGGCUCCAGCCCUGCUCCCAAUGGGCCCAGGCCCAGCAUGGAUGAAGUCACAUAUCUGUAGGAAAGAGCUCUGGAGAGUUAGCCUGACCUGGCUCAGGCUAACUGGACCAUGGAGUAGAGCAAAAGCAGACGAGCUGGGCGUCAGAGCUGCGGACGAACACGGUGAACUCACCUAGCGUGCCCAGUUGCCGACCGACGGGAGACAGAAAAGAAGCUCGAGGGCCCUGCCCGUGGACCUGCUGCUGUGGGCAUUCCCAGGGCCCAGCGCCACCUUUACAAAGUUCCUCCCUCCUCUCAGGACCUCCAGACCCCAACCUCCUUCCUCGAGUCCCUGGCCCCAAGCAGGACUGUCAGAGAGAGGCCUGGAAGAAGCCCUGUGAAUGACAGCCAGGAAGAACUGAGCCAGAGAACCAGUGGUCUUCUCUGAGAGUCUGAGGACCCGGGAAAGAAGGAAGAUCUGUCACCUUUCACACCGUGGGGGCAGCCCUUUGGCUGUCAGGGCCUGGGCCCAAUCCCCAAAGCCCUUGAGAAACUCAAGCACUGCUUGUAUUUCCAAGGUGCUCUUUGAAGUCCCCUCUGACUUUCUUGCAUCCCCAGGAUGUGAUGGGCGGGGUCUGAAGGCUCGUAUUACCUCCCACUUGUCUGUGUGCAGGGGCUGUUGGGACAAGCCUAGAAUCUACCAUGCAACAUUCACCAGAUCUAGAACUUUCCAGCUGGUGGGAAAACCGGAAAGGAAAAGGAGUUCUAUGGAAGCUGCUUGGCAAAGGAAGGAUGAGAGGGACAGGAAAAGUCAGGAGGGAAGGAAAAGGUCGGGAAGUGCAGGCAGGGACUGGGAAGACAAAGUCAGGCCACCUGGUGGCUCUUUGCAAAGACCUUUCUCUGAUACCUUAGAGCCCCAUUCAAGUAGUCGAGAACAUGCAGACGGGGCUGGGGGUGUAGCGCAGUGGUAGUGUCUCCCAGCGUGCACAGGGUCCCGGAUUCAAUCCCCAAAGCAGUGAAAAAGGCCUGGCAUGAGGGUACAUGCCCCAGCUCCAGGAUUCUGGAAGGCUGAAGCAGGAAGAUCGAAAGUUCGAGCCCAGCCUAAGUGACUUAGGGAGGCUAUCUCAAAAAUAAAAAAUAGAAAGGAAUUGGGGAUAUAAUUCAGUGAGAAAGCCCCGGGUUUCCAGUGCUGGGUGGCGGUGUAGGGAAAAGACACUUACGGAGGGACCUCCUGUACUUUACUCUGGAGUCCUUUGGAGGGCAACUAGUCAACCCUUGGAGGCCUCAGUGAGAGCCCAGCAGCCAGGGAGGCUGGGAGGUAGAUACUGCAGAUGGAGGGAACAGACGUGGUGGUUACAAUGUGUGCAGAAGAUACUGCAGAUGGAGGGAACAGACGUGGUGGUUACAAUGUGUGCAGAAGAUGGGUUUCCUUCAGGAGUCUGGUAAGAGGCACUUAAUUAAAAUGUUAACAGCUGCUGCCUUCUUUCUUUCCUUCUCUUUCUUUUCUUGUCCUCUUCUUUGUUUCUGUUCUUGUACUUGGAGUUAAACCAGACAGUACUGAACUACUUCCUCAGCCCUUGUCAUAUAAAGGACUUCCCUAAAUUUC